Cottoperca gobio is the source of this 5346-nucleotide messenger RNA. RefSeq names its product cAMP responsive element binding protein 1b (gene creb1b). Gene Ontology annotation, biological process: regulation of transcription by RNA polymerase II. The record is from RefSeq and is a predicted model, not a curated record. The transcript is spliced from 8 exons. The coding region runs from base 174 to 1184 and encodes 336 amino acids. Gene Ontology annotation, cellular component: ATF4-CREB1 transcription factor complex; nucleus. Gene Ontology annotation, molecular function: DNA-binding transcription factor activity, RNA polymerase II-specific; protein binding; cAMP response element binding. NCBI's taxonomy places the organism in Eukaryota, Metazoa, Chordata, Actinopteri, Perciformes, Bovichtidae.
UCAUUUCCGGCCAGUGUCGCCAUCUGCUUUCUCGUCCUUCUCCAAUCUCCGUGUUGUUGUUCCCGGUGACGCGGCGGAGGUGUAGCCUGACGCGGGCUCUUACGUGUCGGCCAGAAUAAAAGUGGAGCUCCGGAGGCCCGGGAGUGACGAAGGGAGUCUGUAUCGCUCAGCCGAUGAAGAUGGAGUCAGUGGAGAUUCAGCAGGGAGUGGAGACUGCUGUGAGUGAGACAGAGACCCAGCACAUCACCCAGGCACAGCUCGCUACUUUGGCCCAGCACGGUUACAUCACUUCUGAAUACCAGGUAACCAUGACGGCGGGCCUCACCUCAGCAACAGGUCCCACGGUAACGCUGGUUCAGCUUCCCAACGGACAAACGGUUCAGGUCCACGGUGUGAUCCAGGCUGCGCAGCCGUCUGUCAUCCAGUCCCCACAGGUCCAGACUGUGCAGAUCUCCACCAUAGCAGAAAGUGAGGAUUCACAGGAGUCAGUAGAUAGUGUCACCGACUCUCAGAAACGCAGAGAGAUUCUUUCACGACGCCCCUCAUACAGAAAAAUCCUGAACGACCUUUCGUCCGAUGCACCGGCUGUCCCUCGUAUCGAGGAGGAAAAGGCUGAGGAUGAUUGUUCUGCUGCUGUUACACCUUCCAUCACCACUGUCACUGUGCCCACACCCAUCUACCAGACCAGCAGCGGCCAAUACAUUGCAAUCACACAGGGUGGAGCCAUUCAGCUGGCUAAUAACGGUACGGAUGGAGUCCAGGGCAUCCAGACUCUGACCAUGACCAAUGCAGCAGCCGCCCAGUCUGGAGCCACCAUCCUCCAGUAUGCACAGACCAGCGACGGCCAGCAGAUACUAGUUCCCAGCAACCAGGUGGUGGUCCAAGCUGCCUCCGGUGACGUCCAGGCCUAUCAGAUCCGAACAGCCCCCGCCAGCACCAUCGCCCCAGGUGUGGUCAUGGCUUCAUCCCCGGCCCUCCCCAUCCAGGGCGUUACCGUGGAGGUCACCCGCAAACGGGAAGUCCGUCUCAUGAAGAACAGAGAGGCAGCCCGUGAAUGUCGCAGGAAGAAGAAGGAGUAUGUUAAGUGUCUGGAGAACCGAGUGGCCGUCCUGGAGAACCAAAACAAGACACUAAUUGAAGAACUGAAAGCCCUUAAAGACCUUUACUGCCAUAAAACUGAGUAGUUCCAGUCAAGUAGCAUUUCACUUCUCUUCUUAUACUUUGACUGUUGGAUACUGCCUGCCUGGCCUUCCAGUUUGUACACAGCUGGCUAAUCCAGUUCUACUUAUACUACCUUCACUUCAGUAGGCUGUCAAUACUAAUGGAUUUAAAAUACACGCAAUCUUUCCAGUAUCUAGUAAACUUAAACAGCAGCUACAAUCAUGUGCUACAUCACUAAUCAGCUGAUGACCACGGUUAACAUUACGGCUGCACAAUAUACCGUGAACGCAAUGUCAACUUGCGCGAAAGACUGCGAUAUUGCACUUUGAUUAUAGUAACAACAUUUUAAAUUACACUUUCUUUCCGCUAUUUUGUCUGAUCUGCGCCAUGCUGUUAACUCUCUGGCCAGACCGAGCCCUCGCCGUUAGGCAGGGUCCAACGGUGAGGAUUGUCCUCUGUUUAUUCAUCGCAAGGAAUAUCGUUAUCACAUAUUUUCCUCACAUCGUGCAGGCCUAGUUAACAUUUUACAUCACAUAUCUUAUCGUAUAGGUAUAACACUGUGCUCAUCAUGGUCGUUGUAGAGAUACUUGACUGGAAAAUGUUUUGAGUCCAAUGAGGCUGAGGAGAUAAAGCAUCUCCUUUUCCAACAUCUACACGGCCUCUUUUUUGUUGUGCUAGCCAGAUCACGUCAAACAACACGGUCGGCCCGCCUGCUGAUUAUAAUGGUUCAUAAUGGUUUUUUUAUUGGGCUACAAAUUUGUGUCACCUCUGCUUCAAGCUCAAGUGUUUAAGGUUCAUAUUUCAUUGGCCUUGUUGGACUUUAAGCAUUUGUGUUUACUUUGUAAGCAAUAAAGCAAGCUGUCCUUUAAAACAUCACCAUUGUUGCUAUGGUUACCUGCUGUUGAGUUUACCUUGGGCUCCAUUUUAGAACAGCAGCAGUUAAAGUGUGCGGUCGGUGAAAUAUGUUGAAAGCGAUCCCUGCCAAAUAUUCAUACAUUUAUAUUUUCAUUGUGUAACUUUACCGUCACGGUGGUGAGUUCAGUGUCAAACAGUCUACUGGCCAAAACUAUGACAACGAGAUCCAGCUUGUAAAAAAAACACUAUUACUAUACUACAAUACGAUUGGAUUGAACGGAUUUUUAGAACAUACUUUACUUUUAAUUUGUGUAAAAGUAAGAGGCGGACAUUUGUGUAUCAGGCGAGCUUCAGUCAUUGCAGUCAAAGGCUUAGAAUGAAUUCUGAAUCUCUACUUCCACAUCCACAAGGCCACUUGUAUAGCGGACACUACAACUAAUUGGCACAAAUAAGUCAUUUUUUGUAAGUGUUUUUUAAGAUGCUAACAACUGCCGAUCUUUUUGGAGGUGGAGCUGUGCGAGUCAGCAGACUGUGGUUAAAAAGGGUCGAAUGGUAGAGUGACGUCCCAGUUAUCAAUUCGCUCAUGUUGUUUCUCUGCUGCUCCGCAACAGACCGUUGUCGAAGAUGCUAUUAAAAUGAGAUCAUUAGCAAUCUGAGGUUACGUUUUAAAGACAGAUUAUUGUUUUUACAACCUGGGGGGUCACAUGUUUAUAGUUUUGGCCAACAUUUCUAUUAGUUAAGGUAACAUUUUACUCACAAGUUUAAGCCCAGCAGCAACAUUUUAUCUAAAUCAAAGUGAAAACAUGUCUGAAUGUUAAAGUUAUUACGCAACCGCGGUUCUGCACACAAGUAGUUUUUCAAGGCAAAGCACAACUUUAAUGGACAUUGAGGUGUUCAUGGUUUAAAUAACUGAAGGUCGGUGUAUACCUCUGAGCUCCUGUGGCUCCUUGUGUGCCCAGAUAUAACUGGGUGAGUAAAAUGUUGUCUCGUAACAGAUGAGAGCGAUGUCUAAAAAGAUAAAAAACAAUAUCCAGGUUGUACAAAAACGCACAUUUAUUGACAGACCUAAAUGUUUUUCAAACCCAAAUAAGGAUCAUCUCAUUGUGCCACAGUAAACUGUCAGUUUGCUGUCUGACCACCAUGAUCAAAAAUAUUUUUCUGUGUCAUUUCAUUUUUCAGUGUUUUACAAAAUUGUGUCUGUUUUUGCAACAUCUGUGUUAAAUGAUGGUAAAAUAUGGAUUGCGACAAAUGUUUGAUCGCGGAGCAUCUGUACCAGAUUCUUUGUGAGAUCUACAUGAGAUAAUGGCUCCAAUUACAUGAGUUCAACACUAAUAAUCCAUGAAAAUGUGCAUUCUGUUGAAAAGAAAUCACUUGUGGGAUUGUGCGUGGUUUUUGAGAAGAUACAUGUACGUAUUUGUCUGUUUAUUUUUUUAUAUACCUGUACAUAGACUCUACAGCAUGUGUAGACCUGUAUUUCUGUUCAUUUGAUAUGAAAAAUGUUCUUAUGGCUUGUAUGAAACCAAGUUUGCAUAUUUGUAAAAUGCAUCAAUGUAUAAUAGAAGACAAUGUAUGUGUGUAUUCAUGUAAUCCACCAGGCCUACCACAGCAAUGGCAGCUAAGUGUAUGAGAACAGGCCUUUGUUGGAGAUGUUAUAUUAUGGAGAGCUGUACGCUGUUUAGGAUCAACAGUGUUUAGCCGCAGAGUGAGUCAGGGUCCACAACAUAUAUCAGUUUCAUAAUAAUGGUUUUGUUUAUUCUAAACUGCACAGCGGAGGCUUCAGACUCAUCCACACAUGGUUAUGUUCUUAACUGUACAUGUAUUUUUAUCUCAGCAGUAACUGAUUUUUAUAUCUUCCAAUUCAUCAAAUGAAAGCACAAUUGUCCUUCCAGUGGAGCCCUUUUUAUGUUCAUUUUAUUGUACUUUGACUGCAUUUAUUUUACUACAAAGUUACAUUAGAUUUUAAUUUCAGAUACAAGAUGUCAGUUAAUACUCAACCCAAGUAUUUACUCGUGAAAAUCUGCUCUAAACUAAAAUAUUUGACAUUUUUGUUUUAAAAGUUACUCCAAAGAACUCCAAAUCCUUCCUGUUAAUGUUUGAAACAUACUCAUAAAGUUGGAGUUACAUCCUGGUUGCUUCUAUUUCUGAGUAUUAAGGUACAUGUUUGACCUUGGAAACAAUAGCUUGGCAAAAUCAACUUAACUCAAGGUCCACAUAAUAGCUUUUUCCAAAACGUUCUCACUGCCUUCAUCAGCAGAUAGAGUUUGCUCAGUUACAUCAUUACGUGACCAAGUAGGGAACUUCAGUAACGUGAUGACAGCUGGUUGUAUGUGGGUGUGAGAUAAUAAAACCCAGUCUCUGUUCAAAGGUCUUUGGGUUUUUUGGUUGAAAGCGAUUUACUGGACCUUGAGUUAAUAUUAUUUUUACAACACAGUUUCAAAAACUCAAUCAUGAGCCAAAAAUUAUGUGUUAUAUUUCUUUUAUAUUACUUUUUAAAAGAUCAUCAGUUCAUGGUAGCUCUAUCAGUUUUAUUUUUCUAGUUUUAGUUAGUUUUGAUAUUGUACAGUAUGUAUUUGUAAUAUAAAGAGGAUUAAAGGGUUGAAUCAGCUAAAGAAAUCCCAGCAGUACCUCACAAUUGGAGAAAUUUGGAAGGCUUUGAAUGAAUCAUCUCAUAUAGACCCACAGAGGAAAGGAAAUAAUAUAAUAAUAAAAUCACUUUUAAGGAAGUAUCAGUGCCAGGGGUUUAAAUAUGUGUGUUGGACUGGGUAGCACUCAAAACUUUUACAUAACGGUGCCAUUAUGAAACCUGAGUUACUGAUAUGAAAACUAUUCUGGAAAAAAAAAAAAGUUCAAACUCUUAACUCACACAUCCAGUGUAAAAGCCUUUUUUCUAUUAUUGUUGAUUUGAUAUAGUGAGCUCAACUUUGUUGUGUAAUUACAGAAAAUCUUUCCAACAAAACCGGAUAUGUUUUUACUCCUGUGCCAGAAUGGUUUAUAUCCACGGGCCUCACUUGUGCAUGAAACACAUUGAUAUACACGUGUGUAAAAGUAUAUAUAGAGAAUUUCUAGAACAGUAAUAAUAACAUUUUUUCUAACUUUUAAUGUGAUCAGUUUAUAUAUUGCCACUUUUACAAGUUAUCAAUUUAAAAUGCCAUGUAUUGUAUAGUAUCUUGUAGAGACAAGGUCACCAAAUGAUGUGUUCCAUACUGUUUGUUUCAACAUUGUUACAUUAUAAAACUAUACCAGCCCAUUAUUGGAAAGUGCUGUAACUCUGACAUUACAUCACUCUUUUCUAAACACUUGCUAUGUCGCAAUAAACUGCUCUUGACGAUU